This is a messenger RNA of Brassica rapa (field mustard), 1785 nucleotides long. Its product is annotated as protein TIC 40, chloroplastic. The record is from RefSeq and is a predicted model, not a curated record. Gene Ontology annotation, biological process: protein import into chloroplast stroma; chloroplast organization. Gene Ontology annotation, cellular component: chloroplast thylakoid membrane; chloroplast inner membrane. Lineage: Eukaryota; Viridiplantae; Streptophyta; Magnoliopsida; Brassicales; Brassicaceae.
GGAUCCAAGAAACUCAAGUCUCGUGCUUGAAGGAUACUGUAGCUUAAACCAAAGCGUUUUUCUUCUCCUCGUUCUGCAGUCAUCUUCUCCAUCAAAAGCAAAGAGACAACAAAGAUGGAGAAUCUAACCUUGGUUUCUUGCUCAGCUUCUUCUUCAUCUCCCAAGCUCUUAAUCGGAUGCAACUUCACCUCCUCUCUUAAACCCCCUGUAGGGUUUUCCCGCCGGAGUCCUAAGAUUCUCCUCCGUCGCUCCAAAAUCUCCGCCUCCUCCGCGCAAUCUCACUCUCCAUCUGAUAGCACUGGAGAAAUUGUGGUAGUGAAACACAAGACGAAGGCUUUUGCAAGUAUAUUUUCUUCGAGAAGUGAUAAACAGACAGCCUCUGUUGCUUCCCCUAGUGUUGCUGUGCCACCACCGUCAUCUUCGUCAACCAUAGGGUCACCACUUUUCUGGAUUGGUGUUGGGGUUGGGCUAUCAGCUUUGUUCUCAUGGGUAACGUCAAACGCAAAGAAAUAUGCGAUGCAAACAGCUAUGAAGACAAUGAUGAACCAGAUGAAUACGCAAAACAGCCAGUUUAAUAAUCCUGGAUUCCCAACAGGGGCAGGAGCAGGAUCAGGAUCACCUUUUCCGUUUCCAUUUCCUCCUCAAACAAGCCCUACUUCCUCUCCGUUUCAAUCUCAGUCCCAGUCUUCAGGGGCUACUGUUGAUGUGACAGCUACAAAAGUAGAUAGGCCUCCUGUGUCUAAGCCACAAACUACACCUACACCUCCUACAAAGAAUAUAGAAGUGGAUAAGCCAAGUGUUGUUUUAGAGGAAAACAAAGCGAAGAAAGAAGAAAAGAACUACGCCUUUGAAGACGUUUCCCCUGAGGAAACCACAAAGGAAAGUCCAUUUAGCAACUAUGCAGAAGUCUCUGAAGCUAGUGCCCCCAAAGAAACUCGCUUAUUUGACGAUGUUCUGCAAAAUGGAGCUGCUCCUGCCAAUGGUGCCACUGCUUCAGAGGUUUUUCAAUCUUUAGGCGCUGGGAAAGGAGGGGCUGGUUUGUCAGUAGAAGCUUUAGAGAAAAUGAUGGAAGAUCCAACAGUUCAGAAGAUGGUUUACCCACAUUUGCCUGAGGAGAUGAGGAACCCCGAAACUUUCAAAUGGAUGCUUAAGAAUCCUCAAUACCGUCAACAGCUACAGGACAUGCUGAAUAACAUGAGUGGGAGUGGUGAAUGGGACAAGAGAAUGACGGAGACCUUAAAGAAUUUUGACCUGAAUAGUCCUGAAGUGAAGCAACAAUUCGAUCAAAUAGGACUGACUCCAGAAGAAGUCAUCUCUAAGAUUAUGGAGAAUCCUGAUGUUGCAAUGGCAUUCCAGAAUCCUAGAGUCCAAGCAGCAUUAAUGGAAGUACGUUUUCUUUCUUCACUAAAUAUAUACUUUGACAUGAUUUCUAAAUCAAUUCGAUUGUUGUUGUUGUUGCAGUGCUCAGAGAACCCGAUGAACAUCAUGAAGUACCAAAACGACAAAGAGGUAAUGGAUGUGUUCAACAAGAUAUCGCAGCUCUUCCCAGGAAUGACGGGUUGAAAAGGCUCGCUGAUCACCUCUUUUGGUUUUAUGACUUCUAUCUUAUUGGAUCAGAGGUUCAUGUCUUUCUUUAGCUUUGUAGGAGUGAGAAGGAAAAAAAAAACAUGUUUUGUUUUGUUAACAAAAUUGGUUCAGUUUUGCUCAGAUCAGAGAAGAUCAAUUGUUGUAUAACCGUAUUUUAUCCAUCUACAUCUCUAUAUAUCGAAUAACGGGUUUGUACCU